Lates calcarifer (barramundi perch) is the source of this 1273-nucleotide messenger RNA. RefSeq names its product adaptor related protein complex 4 subunit sigma 1 (gene ap4s1). Bases 216 to 731 code for a protein of 171 amino acids. Gene Ontology annotation, biological process: vesicle-mediated transport; protein transport. Gene Ontology annotation, cellular component: intracellular membrane-bounded organelle. The record is from RefSeq and is a predicted model, not a curated record. NCBI's taxonomy places the organism in Eukaryota, Metazoa, Chordata, Actinopteri, Centropomidae. The transcript has 5 exons.
UCACUUUAAUGUGACUCUGUUUUAACUUUCAGGCUCCGAACCACCGCGGUGCCUCCAUUAGCCCAGAUUAGGUCGGGUCAGAUCAGAUUAUAUCAGAGUAGAUUAGAGACUGACUGAAGCGAACAGCAGUUAGCCUGCGGUUGUUUUUAGCCUGAGUGAAGGAGCUCGUACAGCCGCAGUUCACACACAAACUGCCGGCAGCAGCUGAUCAGAGGAUGAUAAAGUUUGUGCUGAUGGUGAACCGGCAGGGUCAGACCAGACUGUCCAGGUAUUACCAACCUGUGGAGCUGAGCAGGAGAGCGGCGCUGGAGGCUGAUGUGGUCCGCUGCUGCCUGACCCGCAAGAAGGACCAGUGCUCAUUUGUGGAGUAUAAAGACUUUAAACUGGUCUAUCGUCAGUACGCUGCUCUGUAUAUCGUGGUCGGAGUCACAGACACAGAGAACGAGCUGUCCAUCUACGAACUGGUCCAUAACUUUGUGGAGGUUUUGGAUAAAUACUUCAGCCGAGUGGUGAGACAUUCUGACUUCAUCUUUACAGUCCAGAUGUUUUAUUGUCUGUCGAUCAACCAGCUGUGUUUUGUUUCCCAACAGAGUGAACUGGAUAUCAUGUUCAACCUGGACCGAGUUCACAUCAUCCUGGACGAGAUGAUCCAGAACGGACACAUCGUGGAGACCAACAAGAGCCGGAUCCUCGCUCCGCUCACUGCCCUCGACAAGAUGGCCGACGGCUGAGUCUCUGGACGACGUUUCUCUUGCAGGAAAUCGAUGUCACAGACUUUUCUUCAGACUGACAUCAGGACAUUAACAGACUGCAGGGAAUCAAACCAGCAACCCUGAUGAUGAUAGAGUCUGAGUUUAAACCGCUGUUUAUAAGGUGCUGACGCUCUAAUGCCAAUAAAUCAACCAGACUCCAGCAUGAAGUCAGUGUGACCAGUCUGAUGGAUGAUUUAUGGAUUCAUUUACUGAAUGUAACUGAAACAUCUGUUUAGAUUGAAGAGUGAGAUUCUGCCCCUGAGGCUGGAUUAUUAUCAGACCACUGUCCCGAGUCAGAGGAUUUAUUUAUUAACUGUAAAUAUCUGAAGGAAUCUGCCUGACAAAGUGAGAUCAGUAACAGAGAAGCUGUGUCCACAGGCUCUUUAUAUCUUUGUAUGUUAACUUCUAGACUUUAAAAGCCUGUUCACACAUUUACUCUGAGUUACUCACAGAGUAAAGAAAAUCACUGCUUUCUGUUCUUUUCUGUUACUUGAAUAAACAGUUUCCUUCUCAGUUUAAAA